CUCGGUCCUCUUCUUCCAUCUUCCCAUCCCUGCGUAUUUAGCAAGUUUUCAAGAUGGCUCAGCUUUCUAGAACAAUACUGGGGAAAAAACGAAGAUUAUCAGAGUCAAAGGCCAGCCAAAGUCAGCCCAAAUUGGAUUCCUCAGGGAAUCACCCACUCACCACACCCAGGAAUCCUGCUCCAGAAUACAGUAUCUAUUUCACUGGCCAGAAAAGCCGCAGUUCCCGGUUGGGAUGUGAGUUUUUUGACCAGCCUGCAAUCACCCUGGCCCGGGCAUUUCUUGGACAGGUAUUGGUCCGGAGACUACCUGAUGGCACUGAAGUUCGAGGCCGAGUGGUUGAAACAGAGGCAUACUUGGGAGCUGACGAUGAGGCAGCACACUCAAGGGGGGGCAGACAGACACCUCGAAACAAAGGCAUGUUCAUGAAGCCAGGGACACUGUAUGUGUACAUCAUCUAUGGAAUGUACUUCUGCAUGAAUGUCUCUAGCCAAGGUGAAGGGGCUUGCAUCCUUCUUCGUUCCCUCGAGCCAGUGGAAGGCCUGGAGAUGAUGCGGCAGCUUCGAAAUGCCCACCGUAAAGGAGCUGCCAGGGCCCUCAAGGACCGGGAACUUUGCAAUGGCCCCUCUAAGCUAUGUCAAGCCCUGGCCAUUGACAAGAGCUUUGACCAGAAGGACCUGGCAGAAGAGAAAACCAUUUGGCUGGAGGAGGGCCCUGAAAGGCCAGGGGAACAUACUGUGGUGGCAGCAGCCCGGAUUGGUAUCAACUAUGCUGGGGAGUGGGCCCAAAAGCCACUCAGAUUCUAUAUCCAAGGCAACCCUUAUGUCAGUGUGGUAGAUCGGAAAGUUGAACAGGAAAUGCAGGCCAGUGGCUAGGGCCCA
Gracilinanus agilis (Agile Gracile Mouse Opossum) is the source of this 878-nucleotide messenger RNA. RefSeq names its product N-methylpurine DNA glycosylase (gene MPG). The record is from RefSeq and is a predicted model, not a curated record. NCBI's taxonomy places the organism in Eukaryota, Metazoa, Chordata, Mammalia, Didelphimorphia, Didelphidae. Gene Ontology annotation, biological process: base-excision repair. The coding region runs from base 54 to 872 and encodes 272 amino acids. Gene Ontology annotation, molecular function: alkylbase DNA N-glycosylase activity; DNA binding. The transcript is spliced from 4 exons.